AAAGUGGGAGGGGCUUUGUUUGAUACAUAGCUGAGUUUUCACUGAGUUCUGGAGUGUACAUUGCAGCCAUCUUAAUUACACUUUAGUGCAACUGAGACAGUGCAGCUGUCUCAAAAUGGCUGCUAACAUAGUCUUUGUAGCUGCUUAGGCAGCAACUAUGCCAGUGAACAGCCUUGUCAAAUGCGUCAGGACCAGAGAUUCAAAAUGGAUAGUAUAGAAGAACCCCAGAGAAAAGUCUUUAAGGCUCGAAAAACAAUGAGAGUGAGUGAUCGUCAACAGCUUGAAGCAGUGUACAAGGUCAAAGAAGAGCUGUUGAAAACUGAUGUCAAGCUAUUAAAUGGCAACCAUGAAAAUGGAGACUUGGACCCAACCUCACCUUUGGAAAAUACUGAUUAUAUUAAUGACAAGGAAGAGGUGAAUGGUAUUGAAGAGCUUUGUUUUGACCCUGAAAAAAGUAAAUCAGAUUGGAAAGAAACACCCUGUUCCUUAAAUGUAAAUGUAAAAAACAAGCACGGUGAUGAUUUAAAGUGUGGACCUUUGUCUUCUAAUAAUGCAACUCCUGAACUAGUCUCCAGAGUGACUGCUGAACAAGCUUCUGGUGAUCUGGCUACUGGAGAUCUGACCUCUGGUGAUUUGGCUUCUGAAGAUGUGGCUUCUGAAGUAUUAACCUCUGGUGAUCCUGUCUCUAGUGAUAUCACCUCUGGUGAUUCUGUCCCUAGUGAUCUCACCUCUGGUGAUCCUAUCUCUGGUGAUCUCACCUCUGGUGAUCCUGUCUCUGGUGAUCCCAUCUCUGGUGAACCAGUCUCUGGUGAACUGGACACUGAUGAACUGGUUUCUGGCAAAACAGUUUCUGAACCAUGCUCUGGUGAACUGGUCUCUACUGAACUGGUACCUGAUGAACCAGUCUCCAGUGUUCCAGCCUCUGGUGAUCCAGCCUCUGGUGAUCUGGCCUCUGGAGCUCUGGCCUCUGGUGAUGUGACUCCUGAUAAUCCAGUGUCAGAUGAACUGACUUCUGAUGAGCCAACUUCUGAAUCAGCCUUUGAUUCCACUUUUGAACCAAGUUCUCUACCAGUUUGUGAAUCAGUUCCUAAAACUGACAGUACAGAGCCUAAUAGCAAUAAAGGUGAUGAACUUGAAACAAAUGGGGAUGAUGCAAAGUCUGAUGACAAAAAUAAGGUUGAUAGUAAUAUCGAUGCUGAUGAAGAAACUCCAGAAACAGGUGACAAAAUUAUUUGUUCAGAUAUGCCUCCUGAAAAUCAUAAGAAGGUAGAGGAAAAUACUGUCACAGAACCUGCCCUUAGAGAGGAGGCUAUAUCUAGCAGUAUGGAAAUUGACCAAAGUGAAAAGAAAGAAGAUGAAAAUUCUGCAGACUUUACAGAAACCAUUAGUGAAAAAGUUAUAAAAGAUGACAAAAGUGAGGGUAUCUUAGAAAAUACAGAUUCUAUGGAGACAGAUGAAAUCAUUCCUAUUUUGGAAAAGCUUGCACCUGCUGAAGAUGAACUUACUUGCUUUUCUAAAACUUCUCUCCUUCCAAUUGAUGAGACAAAUCCAGAUUUGGAGGAGAAGAUGGAAGGUUCUUUUGGUUCACCAUCUAAACAAGAAAGUAGUGAGAGUUUGCCCAAAGAAGCCUUUUUGGUCCUCUCUGAUGAAGAGGAUAUUUCCGGUGAAAAAGAUGAGUCUGAAGUUACAUCCCCAAAUGAGACAUAUUUUCCAGCAGAAGAAGAAAGAAAUGAAAAGGACCACAAACCUAAAGAAGAGCAAGCAGUUCAUGAUGAAAGACCUGAGAAAAGUGAAUUUUCCAGAAGAAAACGUUCUAAAUCAGAGGACAUGGACAAUGUACAGUCCAAACGCCGUCGAUACAUGGAAGAAGAAUAUGAGGCAGAAUUUCAAGUAAAGAUUACAGCCAAAGGAGAUAUUAACCAGAAGCUACAAAAGGUUAUACGCUGGUUGCUGGAAGAAAAAAUAUGUUCUCUACAGUGUCAUGUAUUUGAUAAGACUUUGGCAGAAUUGAAAACACGAGUGGAAAAGAUUGAAUGUAACAAGAAGCAUAAAACAGUUCUUACUGAACUACAGGCCAAGAUCGCCAGGUUAACCAAACGCUUUGGAGCAGCCAAAGAAGAUCUUAAGAAAAGACAGGAAAAUCCACCAAAUCCGCCUAUGUCACCAGGGAAGUCUGCAGUUGAUGUCAACAGCAAUAACAACGUGCCCUACAGAAAUGCAAGCACAGUGAGACAGAUGCUGGAGUCCAAAAGGAAUGUAAGUGAGAGUGCACCGCCAUCCUUUCAAACCCCUGUGAAUACAGUAUCUUCAACCAGUCUUGUCACUCCUCCAACAGUUGUCAGUAGUCAACCUAAAUUGCAGACUCCCGUGACUUCGGGUUCUCUGACAGCAACAUCAGUUCUUCCUGCACCCAACACCGCUACGGUAGUUGCUACUACUCAGGUGCCUAGUGGAAAUCCCCAACCUACAAUCUCUUUACAACCUUUACCAGUGAUUUUGCAUGUACCUGUUGCGGUAUCCUCCCAGCCUCAGCUCCUACAGAGCCAUCCAGGGACUUUAGUGACUAAUCAACCAUCUGGCAACGUUGAAUUCAUUUCUGUACAGAGCCCACCUACAGUGAGUGGACUUACCAAAAAUCCAGUAUCCUUGCCUUCCUUGCCAAACCCCACUAAACCAAACAACAUUCCUUCUGUACCCAGUCCUAGUAUUCAGAGGAACUCUCCUGCCAGUGCUGCACCAUUAGGAACGACACUUGCUGUACAGGCUGUUCCAACAGCACACUCUAUUGUACAAGCCACAAGGACUUCUUUACCUGCAGUAGGCCCAUCAGGACUCUACAGUUCAUCAAGUAAUCGAGGUCCUAUACAGAUGAAAAUUCCAAUUUCUGCAUUUAGUACUUCGUCUCCUGCAGAACAGAGUAGCACUACUAUCCCAAGAAUUGAAAACCAGACAAACAAAACAGUAGAUGUUUCUGUUAAUAAGAAAGCAGCUGAUAGCACAUCACAGUUGUCUACUGAUUUUCAAACAGCUUCUCUGUUAAUGUUUGACAAGAAUUCUUUGCUUAGUAAUUCUCUUAGAGUUCGGCAGGUCAAUCCCCAAAAUAGUGUCACAGUUCGAGUGCCUCAAACAGCCACAUAUGUUGUAAACAACGGACUAACCCUGGGAUCCACAGGACCUCAGCUCACAGUGCAUCACCGCCCACCGCAAGUGCAUACCGAGCCCCCACGCCCUGUGCACCCAGCACCCUUACCAGAAGCCCCCCAACCACAGCGUCUGCCCCCAGAAGCUGCCAACACAUCUCUGCCUCAGAAGCCACACUUGAAGUUAGCACGAGUUCAGAGUCAAAAUGGCAUUGUACUGUCGUGGAGUGUCCUGGAGGUGGAUCGAAGCUGUGCCACUGUCGACAGCUACCAUCUCUAUGCUUACCAUGAGGAGCCCAGUGCCACUGUGCCCUCGCAGUGGAAAAAGAUUGGAGAAGUAAAGGCACUUCCCUUGCCCAUGGCAUGCACUCUCACCCAGUUUGUCUCUGGCAGCAAGUACUAUUUUGCAGUACGAGCCAAGGAUAUUUAUGGACGAUUUGGACCUUUCUGUGAUCCUCAGUCAACGGAUGUAAUCUCUUCUUCCCAGAGCAGUUAAACCUUGGAGCCUUUAUCUCUCCCUCUUUCAGAAGUUCCACUUUUUUGGUCUUCUUUUAAUCUUGUGCAUGAUAUCCACUGUAAAAUCCACAUUGUGCAAGAUUUCUUGGACAGAUGUGUAUAUACACUACAUUUGUUUAUAACCAGAAGUAAAAUAAACAGUCCAUAAAGCAAGAAUCUUUUCCUGGCUUCAAGGUUUUGAAAUGUAAAUGUGCACCUUGCUUUAGUUUUAAGGCUGGGAAAUAUAUGUAGGUAUUUGUGUGUGUGUUUUCCCUAUUUAUGUAUUAAUUGCAGUGGAAUCUUCCAUUUUCAUUCUCAAGUUUGCCUCUCUUCCAUUAUGAAGUAAGAAGGUCAAAGAUCUGAGCUAUGUAACUGGCUUGAUUCUGCUUCUAAGGGAUCUGUAGGUUCAUAGUUAAAUAUUUCAACUUAAUCUAAACAAAACCCAAAGAAAGAAAGAAGCAAAAUGGUUAAAUAAUUUAAAAUAAGUUAAUUUGAAAACAAAAAAUGAUCUAUUCUUCUUUUCUUAUACGUUGUUAUUUAGCAAAAAAGUUCUGCAGUGGCCCCUUCCUUUCCUGGCCUGGCUUUUACAUUCAUUUUGUGCCUUAAAGGAUUAACUACAAAAAUUAACACGGCCAUAUGUCUCUUGUUUCAGCCUUCACCCUUCACUUCUCCGUCAUCUCCACCAAUACAGCACACUCCCCUCAAGUAAAUUUUAAGCCAAGGCUUUUGUGUAUUAUUCCCAUCAGUGGUAUCACUUACAUUUAACUCCAAAAUUUGACUGUCUAUUUUCUCGUAAGAAUGUGAGUGUUUUUAAUUUUGGUUAAUUUAAAUUAACUCUGUAAAGUGGACCAAGAGAAGACCAUAUUGGUAAGAAAAUUUUUGCUCCAAAAAUAUAUAUUGCACAUUGUUAGAGAUUAUGAAAGCAAUUCUAGUUCACUUUAUCACCCAGAGCAUAGUAUUCUCUCAACGGAAGUAAAUAGUGAAAUUCUUAAAAUAGUGAGCUAAACUAUCAAAGGGAAAGUUCCCAUUUCCUCUUUGUCCUUUAUCAUUCUUCUUGUUUUAAGCUUUUAACUUUGUUUUGAUGUGCCAAGUUUUGUCUGAUUUACCCUAUUGUCAGCUUUGGAUACAGAAUUUAAAGCAUACCCUUUAGGGUCAUGGUAUUUAACAGUUAGAUACCUCUUCAAAGUUAAUAAAGUUCGGUUGUUCCUCUUCAAAGUUAAUGAAGUUCGGCUUAGUUCAUGAAUUUUCAAAAUGCUUGCCAGCUUUACUGGUCUCAGCAAAGGUUUCUAGAUAGUUUAGGGCAGGACAGCUCGUGUAAGUUUGGGGCAAGAGUGUGGUUGGGACUACUUUGAGAAUUCAUGGAGUUUGUGUAAUAGUUUUUCAAGUUCUCUUCACAUACCCUAUUUGAAUUCAUACUCCUCCCUUCUCAAAAUAAAUCAUUCAUUCAUUUUUCCUGGAAUUACAGGAGGGAGCCGUCCCUUCUAUUACUGCUGCUUUGUUUGCAACUUUGAUAGCUUGUAGUAGGAAUAUUCUAGUUAUAAAGCAACUCUCCAGAGACUUUAUUGAUCAGUGUACUGUCACAUUAGGUGUGACGUUUGAUGUUCAAGAAGGCCCACAGAUUGCCAAAAUGUGAAUGCUCCAAAACCUUCCUUUCACUUUCAGAAAAUAAGACCAUGUUGAAAAUUAAAGUUUCUGUGAGUCAAAUUUGCCAGCCAAUUAUGUAGAUGUUACUCCUUCUAGGACUAAUGAUGAUGGUAAAGAAUUUGCCAGUGUCAUGCCAAUGAAAAUUUUACGAGAAAUUGAUGAUCUUCUAGAUGUAAAUGAACAUCUGUCUGUAUCUGCAUGUAUAUAUGUUUAUACCUGCAGUAUAAACUGCAGUUUGUUUAUAACAUUUGCAAUGGUUGCAGUGUUGAUUAUAUAUGUUCAAGAGCAUUCCUGUCUACGGAAUAGAAAGCCCAUGUUUGAAAUUGUUCUUUCUUGGCUGGUUUUUAUGGUCACGUGAUAACCUACCAGCCUAGAAAAGGUUCCCUUGGUGAACAGUCGUAUUUAUAAUUCACUAAUCCUCGUUUUGUGUUUUCUUUUCUUUAACCUUUCAUUUCAUAGCAUUACAUAAUCAGGUGAAGAAAGCCCAGUAGGAAGAAAUUAUUAUUUUAGCCUAUAUUGUGUAUUUUCUGUCAAAGGAAAACAAUUCUUAAAUAGUAGCCGUAAGAAUAGAUUUACUAUGUUACGGUAAAACUUUCAUUUCAGAUGGUGGAAGGAAGGUACAAAGAGAAAUUGUAAUUAUUUGAGGAAGAAGUCUAAGAUGGUCUCAAAUUAGCUUGCCAUGGGAUUUAUAAAGAACAGCUAUAUUGGAUUUACUGAAAGGAACUAAGGCUUGAACUCUAGGCUUUUAUUUCCAGCAGAUUUUAAUGUUGAUGAGCUCUGGCUUUUUGUUUGGCUUUUCUUUUGGGAGAGAAAAGGGAGGCUCACCUCGAAGUGGCUCCUGAUGACAGACUUUUUGUACCAGUUCACACUCCAUGGUACCUUUUUUAUUUCAUGGUGCCUUUUCACAGAAGUAUUACAAAUAAGCUUGAUUAGCCCUACAUUUUCAGCCUGACAAUACUUGUAUGUAAGUAUUGCCUUAUUGGAAAUCCUGGAAACUUCUGAUAUUUGAACUUAAAAUGUAGGAUGUUUAUAUGGCACUCAAAAGUAAUGAUGUUUGUUACUCUCUAGUUUGCACAUUGGCAGAGUCAUUUUCAGCCUAUUUUAAGUGUUGAGCAAGCCUCUUUUGAAAAUUAUGUUCUUGCCAGUAAACUUGUAAAUUAAAAAGACAGCAUCUGUUGUAAACAGCUUUAUGAGAUAACCAUCCGCUUUUCUGGACUUACUUUUUAAAACAUGCAGUAUACUGUGUACUGUUGAAAACAGUAGAAGUUCAUGAAAGAUGCAAAGAGUAGAGCUUUCUUCCUUGAAAAGUGGAUAGUUAUUAAGAUACCAUUUGCCUCCCAGAGGUGUUCCACACUCUCCCCACCCUUAUUGCUGGAUAAUAAACGAAAGGUUUAAUUGAAAAAAAUUGACCUGGAGCAAGGAGCUUGGGAUCUUAAGUAUAUCUACAGAACUUCGUAGGCAGGCCGCACCGUAGUUCUCUUACUGCAUUGGGUAAGCAUUAACUUAGGUUUUGUUGUUUGCUCUUUAACUUAUAUUUUCCAAACUAUCAUUUUUAUGAGCAAGGUGAGUGUUCCUGUUGCAUGAUAUGCAUUUAUCUUGUUCCACGAAUUCUCCAGUACUGUACAAGGUUAACAGAAUAAUGCCUGUGGUAUCCUCCUCUCUCACUUUCAUACACUGCGAUCUUAACACAGUUGAAUGCUGCGAAGACCUUCCAAGUGUUCUCCCUCAUUUUCCUUCCUGGGCUGUUUGAGUGUCCUGUGAUGUCAUUUUAUUUAAUGAUUGACCAAUAAUUGUUUCAUUCUAAUUUUCAGAAAAAACGUGUCCCAGUAUUAGAUUAUGGCAAAUAAGUCUAUCUAAAAACAAUGUUUGAUUCUGCCUGCCUUACUAUUUACUGGGCAAAUGAUGCCCUCCCUCCCCGACCUAUGCCAUUUUUAAGUUGGGGUGGGGGCAAGAUUCUCAUGAGGUGUUUUGUCAGUGUGGCAAGACUUAGAUCUAAUUCCUAAAACUUUUCCCCCUUGAGCCAGCCAGUGGGGAGAGUAGGAUGGUACAAACACGUUUUGUCUUCUCCAAAUAGUUUUAUCAUGCUAAAUAAUUUUCAUUUUUUUUAUUUGUAGAGUCAGCUAAGUACCCAUCAUUUAUAUUUAAAUGCUGCCCUUUUUUAAAAAGUUUUAUUUGUAAAUAAGGUAACUGGGCAACCAAACACCUUUUGGGAAUCCUGGCUUUAGUAUUUUAUCAGUCAUUUCAAAUUUAAAUAUAAAAAUAAAUCCUUUGUGGGACACUUGCUUCGUGGUUUUUCUUUAUUGCUGUUGAGUGUAAAUAAUAAAGACAAUGUAAAACCUUCCUAAUGUCUGAUAUAAACUGGGCUAUAGCAGGUUGCCCUAUUUUUAUUAGGUUUCGAAGGUUUUUGUGGGUUUUUUUCUUUCUUAAAUGUACAGUAGAGUGGUGUCUGUAUAAGUGUUAACUGUAGUGGGAUUUUGUCCAGCAAGCCUGAAAUUUAUACUUUGAAAUAAACUACUGGGUUUUUAACA
Molecule: messenger RNA, 7807 nt
Organism: Manis javanica (Malayan pangolin)
Lineage: Eukaryota; Metazoa; Chordata; Mammalia; Pholidota; Manidae
Source: RefSeq, a predicted model, not a curated record